GUGAAGUGCCUAGUGCUGAAAUCUCUGCUCGGUCGCAAGACCUUCACUAGCGAAGACAAUCCCGGAGCCUACCAGAACUACAUCGCCAGUUACUGGUCUACGAAGCAAUCGGAGCUGUCGCCGGCAUGCGUCUUCCCCGCUAGCCGAUGCGACAUCGCUGUGCAGAUUCUCGUCUCGCGCCUCGCCGGAUGUCCCUUUGCCGUGAAGAGCAGUGGCUAUGCCUCCUUCGCGUGCGCGUCAAGUAUCGAUAACGGCAGCGCUGUCUCUUUAAAGUCCAUGACUAAAGUUUCGGUCUCGCCGGAUCGUACGACCGUGCUGGGGCAAGUUAGCGCGAUGUGUAUCAAGCUUUGCAACCAUAUGGUGUUGUGUUGUUGGCGGACUGACUAUUGGCGGUAGCAUUAACUUCUUCUCAAACCUGUACGGCUGGGCGUGUGACGACAUAGCGGCAUACGAGGUCGUGCCUGCGAGUGGGACGUUGGUGUCACAGCGAGUUCCACAAGACAGGCUGAUCUAUAUUGGGCACCCCGAGGUGAUGGAAGCAAUUCUGCAAUUGUAACCAAGUACUACUUCGACACGUACGAGCUACCUGGAGGCGUAAUGUGGGUCGGUGCGAGA
This is a messenger RNA of Pseudomassariella vexata, 615 nucleotides long. RefSeq lists its product as uncharacterized. The transcript has a single exon. The annotation marks the transcript as partial. Gene Ontology annotation, molecular function: flavin adenine dinucleotide binding. NCBI's taxonomy places the organism in Eukaryota, Fungi, Ascomycota, Sordariomycetes, Amphisphaeriales, Pseudomassariaceae. The record is from RefSeq and is a predicted model, not a curated record.